UAUCCUAUUCAUAUUCCAGCGCACAGCGAAUACGCGCGAUGGAGUAUUUAGUCGGGAUACAGGGGAAGGAUUUCGUCCUCGUCGCCGCCGACAAUGUCGCAGCCAGCAGCAUCAUUCAGAUGAAACACGACUAUGACAAGAUGUUCAAGCUCAGCGAGAAGAUCUUGCUGCUGUGUGUUGGAGAAGCAGGAGACACGGUGCAGUUUGCAGAGUACAUCCAGAAGAAUGUUCAGCUCUACAAGAUGAGGAAUGGUUAUGAACUCAGUCCAGCAGCAGCAGCAAACUUCACACGAAAGAACCUCGCAGACUACCUUCGGAGCAGGACUCCGUACCAUGUGAACCUGUUGCUGGCGGGCUACGAUGACACAGAUGGCCCGGGUCUCUUCUACAUGGACUACCUGUCCUCCCUGGCCAAGGCUCCCUUCGCUGCCCACGGCUACGGAGCCUUCCUCACUCUCUCUAUUCUUGACCGCUACUACAAACCAGAUCUGACCCGAGAGGAGGCAGUGGAUCUGCUGAAGAAGUGCAUCGAGGAACUGAACAAGCGCUUCAUCAUGAACCUCCCCUCCUUCACCGUCCGUUUGAUUGACAAGGAGGGCAUCCAUGACCUGGAGAAGCUCACCCACGGCGCCAAGUGACCGCUCACUGCUUAACUCCCAGCCCCGACGCCCUCGAUCUUUCUUUUUUUUUUUUGUACUGCUGACCUCCUUGCUCUUUCUGUUCCAAUAAAAAAAAGUGACACACACAGUUGAGAUACAA
This is a messenger RNA of Scophthalmus maximus (turbot), 759 nucleotides long. RefSeq names its product proteasome 20S subunit beta 2 (gene psmb2). Gene Ontology annotation, biological process: proteasomal protein catabolic process. The coding region runs from base 39 to 638 and encodes 199 amino acids. The transcript is spliced from 6 exons. Gene Ontology annotation, cellular component: proteasome core complex; proteasome core complex, beta-subunit complex; nucleus. NCBI's taxonomy places the organism in Eukaryota, Metazoa, Chordata, Actinopteri, Pleuronectiformes, Scophthalmidae. Gene Ontology annotation, molecular function: peptidase activity. The record is from RefSeq and is a predicted model, not a curated record.